AUGGGUUGUGGCUCUUCGGGCUUCCGCCCCUUCCACGAUGCCUUCGAGCUGCAGGAGGUCAUUGGCAAGGGCAGAUUUGGUGAUGUUUAUUCCGCUGUGGAGCGGGCAUCUCGUGAACCUUAUGCCCUGAGAAUCAUCACGCGCACGGGGUCCUCGCUGAAGGAUCUCAUGCAAGAAGCGAAGCUGUGGCGGAGUGUGAUGGACAGCAAGUACAUCGUGCAGUGGUACACCAUUCGGGCGGAAGGGAACAGCCUGUUCUUCUUGAUGGAGAAGUGCCAGUGCAAUUUUGUGCGAAAGCUGCAGUUAUCCACGACCUGGAAUCUGCAAAAGUCGCGCACCGCGUUCAAGCAGAUGCUUCGUGCAGUGGAGUGGAUACACUCAGCCGGCGUGGUCCACUGCAACAUCAAGGCAUCGAACUUCAUGUGCGGAGGCGACAAGGGCAACACCAUAAUGAAGCUGACCGACUUCAGCGAUGCUUGCUCAGCUCCGCAGGGUGGGAAGCUGUACCAGGAGGUAGGCUCCUGGCAGUACAGAUCCCCGGAGAUGCACGGCAAGUUGGGCUACACAGAGAAGACGGAUCUGUGGUCCUUUGGCGUCAUGGCUUAUGCCCUGCUCUUCAAUGAGUUUCCCUUUGCGCCUGCAGUCAGGGACAAG
Messenger RNA from Symbiodinium necroappetens, 654 nucleotides. Lineage: Eukaryota; Dinophyceae; Suessiales; Symbiodiniaceae. The record is from the annotation of a GenBank genome assembly.